AAAAAAAAAAAUCUGAAUUUGUGGCGUCGGGGUCUAUGCAAACUUUCUUCUGUGUGUAUAACGUCUAUAUCUUUUCGCCCUGAGUGAAGCCGUGGCUGCAUAACUACACCGACUCCUCACUCUCUCUCUCUCCCUUUCUCCCCAUCUUCUUCUUCGUAUUUGCAAAGACGGUAUCGGGUGGAAUCCAAUAAGGAUUAUCUGCUUUGAAUAUGCGACGGGGUUUUCAGGUGAAUGCAAAUCUAACACUGGGAAUUUUUUUACUGUGUUAUAUAUUUUAGGGUUUCUCAAUUGACAAACCCUAACACGCCCGAUUCUUCUUGAAGCUUAUCAUGUUCGAAAUUUUUGGUUUUUGAUUGGAUUUUCUGGAAGCAAGUACGAAGUAUAUAAGAGGAGUCGAAGUUGAGAUCGUGCCCAUAGAGAAGAAGAAGAAAACCGAGUAGAGUUUCUGCAAUUAUGCCUCGCAGGAGAGUCGACGAUGACCUCGACCCUGAGGAAGAGGAAGAAGACGAAGAACUUGAAGAUGAAGACUUUGAAGAUGACGGUAGUCAUGCCAAGAAGCGUCGGAGAUCUGAUUUUAUUGAUGAUGCAGCCGUUGAAGAUUCUGAGGAGGACGAAGAAGAGGAUGAAGACGAGGACUUUGAUGCUCGUCGUGGCGGUGGUCGCAAGCGCAGGAAGGCUGGGACCGAGUUCUUCGACAUUGAAGCCGCUGUCGAUGAGGAUGAAGAAGAGGAGGAGGAUGCUGAAGAAGACGAUUUUAUAGUAGAUGGUGGGGCUGACUUACCUGAUGAAGAAGAAGUGAGGAGGAUACAUCGUCGCCCUUUGCCCACGGAGGAGGACCAAGAAGAAGAUUAUGAAGCUCUUGAGAGAAGUAUUCAAGCAAGGUAUGCUAGAUCUAGUCAUACCGAUUAUGAUGAGGAGGCCACAGAUGUUGAACAACAGGCUCUUCUGCCAUCAGUCAAGGAUCCAAAACUUUGGAUGAUAAAGUGUGCGAUUGGUCAUGAGAGAGAGGCCGCUGUCUGCCUGAUGCAGAAGUACAUUGAUAAAGGAUCUGAAUUGCAGAUUAGGUCUGCAAUUGCCCUUGAUCAUCUUAAAAACUACAUAUAUGUGGAAGCAGAGAAAGAAUCCCAUGUUAGAGAGGCUUGCAAGGGUCUGCGCAAUAUAUAUUCACAAAAAGUAAUGCUUGUUCCGAUAAAAGAAAUGACGGAUGUACUCUCAGUUGAAAGCAAAGCUGUAGACCUUUCGAGAGAUACUUGGGUCCGGAUGAAGAUUGGAACAUAUAAAGGAGACCUUGCAAAAGUUGUGGAUGUGGACAAUGUGCGGCAGAGAGUGACAGUGAAGCUAAUACCAAGGAUUGAUUUGCAGGCUCUUGCUAAUAAAUUGGAAGGUAGGGAAGUUGUGAAGAAGAAGGCAUUUGUGCCGCCUCCACGUUUCAUGAAUAUAGAAGAGGCAAGGGAGAUGCAUAUCCGUGUUGAGCGUAGGCGGGAUCCAGUCACUGGUGAUUACUUUGAGAAUAUUGAUGGCCUGAUGUUUAAAGAUGGUUUCCUAUAUAAAACAGUAUCGAUGAAAUCAAUCAGCUCACAAAACAUUCAACCAACUUUUGAUGAACUUGAGAAAUUCCAGAAUUCAGGGGAAGAUGGAGAUGGUGAUAUGAGUAGUUUGUCUACUUUAUUUGCAAACAGAAAGAAAGGCCAUUUCAUGAAGGGUGACGCAGUUAUUGUGGUGAAGGGAGAUUUGAAAAAUUUGAUGGGUUUUGUGGAGAAAGUAGAUGAAGAAAAUAUUCAUAUUAGACCGAAAAUGAAGGGCUUGCCGAAAACUCUUGCUGUAAAUGAGAAAGAACUUUGCAAGUACUUCAAACCAGGGGAUCAUGUAAAAGUUGUUUCUGGUGCUCAGGAAGGUGCAACUGGCAUGGUUGUUAAGGUUGACGGCCAUGUCCUUUACAUCGUUUCUGAUACAACCAAGGAAGAUAUCCGUGUAUUUGCGGACAAUGUUGUGGAGAGUUCUGAAGUAACUGCUGGUGUUACCAAAAUUGGGGACUAUGAAUUGCAUGAUCUUGUGCUGCUUGAUAAUAGCUUUGGUGUAAUUAUUCGUGUAGAAAGUGAAGCUUUCCAGGUUCUCAAGGGCAUUCCAGAUAGACCUGAGGUUGUUCUUGUUAAGUUAAGAGAGAUUAAAAGCAAAAUUGAGAGGAAAUCUAAUGCUCAAGAUCGCUCUAAGAACACCGUGUCUGUGAAAGAUGUUGUAAAGAUUGUGGAGGGUCCUUGCAAAGGAAAGCAAGGUCCUGUGGAACACAUAUAUAGAGGAAUUUUGUUCAUUUAUGAUCGCCAUCACCUUGAGCAUGCUGGUUAUAUUUGUACCAAGUCUCAGUCUUGUGUAGUUGUUGGUGGGUCUCGUGCUACUGGUGAUAAAAAUGGUGAUUACUUGGCAAGAUUUUCUGGUCUCAGAGCCUCACCUCAUGUCACCCAGUCCCCAAGAAGACCACCUAGAGGACCUCCAGUUGACUCUGGAGGAAGACACAGAGGUGGAAGAGGGCAUGAUUCUUUGGUUGGUAGUACUAUAAAAAUUCGACUGGGCCCCUUCAAGGGAUACCGUGGGCGUGUUGUUGAUGUCAAGGGUCAAUCAGUCCGGAUUGAGUUGGACUCCCAAAUGAAGGUUGUCACAGUUAACCGUAAUCAGAUUUCUGAUGCUGCAACUGUUGCAACCCCCUUCCGUGAAACAUCUAGGUAUGGCAUGGGAAGUGAGACACCUAUGCAUCCAUCACGAACUCCACUACAUCCAUAUAUGACUCCCAUGAGAGACCCAGGAGCAACGCCGAUUCAUGAUGGCAUGCGAACGCCCAUGAGGGAUCGAGCUUGGAAUCCUUAUGCACCAAUGAGUCCAGCAAGGGAUAAUUGGGAGGAUGGAAAUCCUGCUUCCUGGGGGACCAGUCCACAGUAUCAGCCAGGAAGUCCCCCUCGUCGGCCGUAUGAAGCACCAACUCCUGGUUCAGGUUGGGCUAACACCCCUGGUGGUAAUUAUAGUGAAGCUGGAACACCAAGGGAAAGCAGCCCAGCAUAUGCAAGUGCUCCAAGCCCUUAUUUGCCCUCAACUCCUGGUGGGCAGCCAAUGACUCCAAGUUCUGCAUCAUACCUACCUGGCACUCCUGGAGGGCAACCAAUGACUCCUGGAAGUGGUGGUCUGGAUAUUAUGUCUCCAAUAGGUCUGAGUUCUAUCCCUUUAAUUUUUCUCUGCUGAAAAUUGGAUUAAAUUUAUGAUUCUAAAUAAAAUUAUGAUUUUCUUGACUAUUACCUUUCGACCCUUUCGGGAAAGGUAGAAGGAAACUAAUAAAAUGAAAAAAUCCACUGAAGCCUGGUUAUGCUUUAGGUUGGCUCAAUUCAAAUUGAGUUUGCCUGAUAAUUCUCUAGAUUACUCCCAGCACCAGGACUUCUCAUGCCGAUGCAGGGCUUAGAUCUUAUCUACACCCUAGCCAUAAGGUUGUUAUAUAAGGAUUUUGUAACAUAUUUUUUAUUGGAUCAUAUCCCAUCAUAUAGUGUUCUUGUCGUCUAUAUCUUUAGCUGUUUGUAUAUUUCUCUUGCUCCAAUUUGGGUUGUACAUUUCUCUUGCUCCAAUUUGGGGUUGAACAUUUCUCUGUUUUGAUGAAAUUGAUGUUUAUUCAUCACCCUCCCACACCACCCCCACCCCC
Molecule: messenger RNA, 3676 nt
Organism: Macadamia integrifolia
Lineage: Eukaryota; Viridiplantae; Streptophyta; Magnoliopsida; Proteales; Proteaceae
Product: putative transcription elongation factor SPT5 homolog 1
Exons: 20
Coding region: 454-3228 (924 amino acids)
Biological process (GO): transcription elongation by RNA polymerase II; transcription elongation-coupled chromatin remodeling; translation
Cellular component (GO): ribosome; DSIF complex
Molecular function (GO): mRNA binding; structural constituent of ribosome
Source: RefSeq, a predicted model, not a curated record